Messenger RNA from Phytophthora nicotianae INRA-310, 2640 nucleotides. RefSeq lists its product as hypothetical. The record is from RefSeq and is a predicted model, not a curated record. Lineage: Eukaryota; Oomycota; Peronosporomycetes; Peronosporales; Peronosporaceae. The transcript has a single exon. The coding region runs from base 1 to 2640 and encodes 879 amino acids.
AUGGGAGCAACGCGCGGCUCGGAGCGCGGUGGCGACAAGCCCAAGAAGCACAAGGACCGCGGCGUCAAGUUCAAUGAGAGGCACACGAUCAAGUAUGGUCUGUCGGUGUGCAGCCGCCACGCCAAAACGAACGUAGUGGAAUCCGUCAUGUGCAAAUUUUGUGUGGCAUUCGGGAAGGAAUCAGCUGCUGACGCGACCCGCAAGCGGCGCGCCACGGCCAACAUCAAAUACUUCCGGCAGCCGUUCCGUGCGGACCAUUAUUUGUCGCACCUGGAGAUUAACCACAGGCAGAAAUGGGCCGAGUACGAGCAAUCGUCGAACCCUGAGAAGGCAAAGUUCUUCGCGGCCCAUAUCGAAGAGGCCACGAUUAACUCGCUAGCGAUGGCGCAGCAGCAGCUCAUCAACGCUCAGACUGGCAAUGUCGGCAACGCUGGAACAGUAGUGGGUACAACCGCACCAGUCGUACAGCGCGUGGGUCCCGUGCGGCUUCCGGCCUCAGUGAUCGAGAAACGCUUGGUGGAGGAGAUUGUCGGCGAUAUGUUCUUCAAUGCAAGCGACGAGGAAGGACUCUCAAAGGACCAAGCUCUUGACGUUUUCCGCCGCAAGGACGCUGACACGUAUGAGAUUAUUAUCAAGAAUCAGCGCCUAUACGACCUUGCCAUCAAGUUCGUGGCUUGCGGGGCAUCCUACCGACUGGCAUCGCGCAUGGUACAGUGCACAAAAGAAGAAACGAAAAUGGCCUACUAUGGUGGUUGCUCGGACAACAGAGUCGCAGGUUACGUACGUGCUGUGAUUGCAAGCAAUCUGCAGAAAAUUGCGCUUAUGAUGCGCUCCUCAUGGGCGUACGCGUUAGCCACCAACGCAGCCGUUCAUCAAGGCACUUCGUAUUUGGACAUCCGCAUACGGUUGUGGCAGAAUAGAUCGCUGCAUGAUUUUCAUCUCCUGACGGUACCAGCAUUCACCCAGCAUCCCGCUCCGUCAAUUAUGAAGCAGCUAGAAAAGUUUUUCGACGUUCUAGAUGCGCAAUGGCGAAGUAAACUGAUCGGCACAACUACCAAUGGAGGUGCCAAUACGGGACGCAACACUGGGGUGACAGGUAGUCAGCAGGGACUUUCAGCGCGUCUCACAAGUGCUGUGAACAAGUCAGCUUUCUACCUUAUUUGGUGUGGUGUGCACCAGUUGGAGCUGGUAGUGAAGAACUGUGUCACCACGUUUUGUCGCAAAGCUUUUUAUGAUGAGCUGGUAUCGGUACUUGCCGCCCUGCGUCAGGACCAGCAGAACUCCCAUCAAGACGGAUCAUUGUCUCUUUUCGAGAACGAUAGCAUUCCUGAUGUUACCACUUCGUUCUCAACUACUCGCGGUUUCUCGGAGAAGUUAAUGCAGGCACUCAAGUGGCUAAUGGAGCAUCGUGUGGCUAUUAUGCAGCUCCGACAAACAAUGUCUUCAGUCUCUAUUCCGUCCGCUUCGUGGUGGGUUUGCGUAGCUGUUGCCCACCGAGUGAUGGCUGAGAUUGUAUACUUUAUGAAAAAGCUGCUGAACUUGGAGAGCGGGCCGAAUAAGGUGAGAGGGCAAGUGCAGGAGCUUUGCAAACUAGCGCUGAUUAUGGCAGAUGUGGUCGGUGCUCGACGAGACUUGUGGGAAUCGCCAGACCGUGACGAAGCGUGUGCCGCAGGGUCUUUCCAGUUGACUUUCCAGAACGCACAGCAAUUUAUUCAAAAUGAGGGCGGGCCGCUGGCUAUUGACGUGUUCGACACACUUGGUGCAGUAGAACGGCUGCACGUCUCCAAGUCUGUGGCACAUUUUGCUGUGAAUUUGAUCGCUGGCGUUGCCACAAUCGCCCAAGAAGGACGACACUACUGCACUGAAGAAGUUGGCGUGCACGUGAAUCCGCCUGUUUCAAUGCCCAUUGAGGUUUGUGAAAUGGGGCAGGAGGCCUUCCUACAGAUUCUUAGCGAACAAGAGCCGCGCUUGCGGGAGACCUUCUCCGACGAAGACAUUAAGAUGAUUCAAAGCGAAUAUGAGGAGUUCGUGCUUGCUGUGAAUCGUGAGCCUAUUCUCAAUGGUGUGCUGAAGAAACACGAUCGUGAUACGGACGUAUCCUUCGCCUGGUCCUGUGUUAAUGGCCGAUUCCGCAAGCUACAGGAGUUCGUGGGCGGGUUGACGACUGUGGUUCCUGAUACGUCUGCGGGUACGUUGGCAUCGGAUCUCACUCGGUUCAACUGGGAGAAACCGGACUACCGCCAGACGAUGAUCGACUUUGCGCUUGAAGGCAUCUUGCAUGCUAAACAGAAGAUAAAGGUGGAGCUGGUGGAUAUUCACUGCGUGCAAUCUGCCGCAACUUCCAGUGCGGAUGGGAGUGUAAUGGAUAGCGCACCUGCUACACCGGACGUGGAUCUCGCUACAGCACACUCGGCUGCUACAUCGUUGACGGUAGCGUCUCUAAAUGCGGGUCUGGCUAAUAUGCCUCUUCCUAACGCAACAAUGGCGAUGCCAUUGAAUAUGCAGAGCAGCAUGAUAACACAGGAUAUCGCCAACCUCUCUGGUGUGCCCAUGGUAAUGGCCAAGACAGGAGCUUCCAGUAGCAGCUCUGGCGCCAGCAAUAGCGGUGUUGUAUCGGAGCAUGGCUACAUGCUUUUGUAA